AUGCCGCCCGCGACGCGCCAGAGCAACCGAGACCGCCGCUACGCCUACGAGGGCGAGUCCUCCGACGGCGACUCCGAACAACAAGCCUCGACUUCGAAUAAUCGCCCAGCCCCAUCCAUUCCUCACACAGAGCCUGCCGAUCACGACGAGCAGGAGCUGGUCGAGGAAGACGAGGAGUUGUAUGCCGAAAGCGACGGCAUGGCGCCCGACGACGACGACUUUGACCCGCACGCCGACUUUGACGAGGUCACUUCCACCCGCCACAAGCGCAAGGGAAGUCGUGCGACGUCGUCUGGGUCUCGCAGCGGUCGUGCAGGAGCCGAGUCGUCCGCCGUCCUCCCCGCCCUUCCUCGCCUUCGCUUCGCUCCGCCUCCCCAGGGCGGCGCUCUCGUCGCUUCCUGUGCCACUCCUCCCCGCGCCCUCCCCCUCAUCAGCGGCCCAGCACCACCCAAAAAGGCUGCGAAGCGGACGCUGACGUUCGCCGGCGGGAGGAAGGGCGACCCCGACAAGGCGCGCCCUUACGUCUGCCACACCGAGGGCUGCGACAAGGCGUUCUCGAGGAAGAGCGACCUCAUACGCCACGAGCGCAUCCAUACAGACGACCGCCCCUACGAAUGCCAGACCUGCCACAAGUCCUUCAUCCAGCGCUCCGCUCUGACAGUCCACGAGCGCGUCCACACCGGCGAGCGCCCUCACUGCUGCGAUACCUGCCAGCGCUCGUUCUCCGACUCGAGCUCGCUCGCAAGGCAUCGCCGCGUCCACACCGGCGCACGUCCCUACGUUUGCGAUGUUUGCGGUCGCGACUUCUGCCGCAAGACGACGCUCACGAAGCACAUUGCCAAGGUGCACGACGGAAGCGCCAACAAUGCCGGCCCUGUCGUCUCCCGCAACCGCAAGCGCGCCGUCAACACCAGCACCACCUCGCAAGUCCGCGUCGGCCCGCUCGUGCGCCAGUACACCUACCAGCAAGGGCCUGAGGCGCCGUACCCGAGGCCCAUUGCGCACGAGAGCGAGGCCGAACCCGACUCGCCUGCCAGCCUUGACCGCGCAGAUCUCGACUCGCCCUUCGCAACGCCUGCUCACUUCGCUUCGCCUGAGGAGACGACGCCGCAGUACCCACUUCGCACGAACGUGGGCGGCGCCGGCGGAUGGGGUCAUCGUCGUGCGGCGACGGCGUACGAGGACAACCACCUCCCGCCGAUUCAGACGCUCGUUGCUCCUCCGUUCGGCAGGUCCAACUCGAUGCCGAACGUCCCACAGGUCCACGAGAGGCUCUACAGCGUCGACCACUUUGGCCACGCCUACGAAGUCGACGAGUACGGCAACGCUCUCGGCGAGGACGUCCACCUCGCGCCCAUCCAGACGCCGUACCAGCAGCACGAUCACGAGCAGCACGCUCCGCACUCGGCGUUCCCGACUUAUGCGCCCGCUCGUGCCGGCACGAGGGGAGGCAGGCUCGCUGCGCCCGAGAGGGUCGACCGCUCCCCUUCGCCUAUGUCUGCGCCGCCGACUGCCAAUCCGGCGCUCUUUUCUGCGAGGCCCUCGAUCUCUUACGAGGUUGAGGAUCCGGAGAGCGAGGCGUAUGACGAGGUCGAGAUGGCUCAUGUCCAGCCGCACGGGAAUGGGUCGUCGUCGGCAUACGCCUACCGCGAUGAGGAGGAGGACGAGCACGAGCAGGACGAGCAGGAGCAGCACCUCCCGACGCCGGCGACGCCGUUCGCUUCCACUUCGACGAUGCCGGCCUUUCAGCAGCAGCCGCACUUUGCGCCACCCGCUCCCGGUCCUUCGUUCUCCUUCUCCACCUACGACCGCUCGACGAGCGGCUUCGCCUCGGCGCCCGCAUCACACCUUCGCUCGCCCGCAAUGGACGGGCUGAAGCCGCACAGCAGCGGCGGGAUGAACGCGACUCUGGCCGCCCACAACCCGCAGACGAGUCCGCUCCUCCACCACGUCCCGCCGACGUUCUCGCCCCAGUCGCCCGCCAAGUCGUACACGACCUCGAUGAGGUACUCGCCCAUGCUCGGCAGGUCGGGCGGGUACGUCAUCUCGCCUUUGCUUGGCGGGAGGGGCAGCUCGACUGGCCCGACUGGCUCGUCGUCUUUCUUCGCCUCGCCGCCGACGUCGCACCACGCUCCACCCGUUCAGGCCGGUCCAUCGUCGUCGGGCGCGUUCUCCGCUCUCACGGCGCCUGCACCGCUCGCGAGCGACCGCUUCUCCCGCCACGUUCCGCCGCUCCACGAAGAGUCGCAGUACCAUCAGCACCACUUCGCGACUCCCGCUUCGCCCGCGCUGGGAAGGAAAGGUUACUCUGCGCGUCGUUUGCCGAGGAUGAUGGACGCCGAGGGUGCGGGAGUCGGACUCGGGAUUGAGGGCGUUGGGAGGAUGGAGGGGAGCUUGAGGGAGGUGAAUGGGUGGAGGGACGGCGCGGAAGAUGAGGAGGGUAGGGAUGUCGUGAAGGAGGAGCCCAUCUCGUCGGAGGCAUGA
This is a messenger RNA of Rhodotorula toruloides NP11, 2484 nucleotides long. Its product is annotated as zinc finger, C2H2-type domain containing protein. Gene Ontology annotation, molecular function: DNA-binding transcription factor activity, RNA polymerase II-specific; RNA polymerase II cis-regulatory region sequence-specific DNA binding. The transcript has 5 exons. The record is from RefSeq and is a predicted model, not a curated record. Gene Ontology annotation, biological process: regulation of transcription by RNA polymerase II. Bases 1 to 2484 code for a protein of 827 amino acids. Gene Ontology annotation, cellular component: PcG protein complex; transcription regulator complex. Lineage: Eukaryota; Fungi; Basidiomycota; Microbotryomycetes; Sporidiobolales; Sporidiobolaceae.